Molecule: messenger RNA, 480 nt
Organism: Corylus avellana
Lineage: Eukaryota; Viridiplantae; Streptophyta; Magnoliopsida; Fagales; Betulaceae
Source: RefSeq, a predicted model, not a curated record
AUGCCGCCUUCCCUCCCUGCAGCGAUCAACCACGUCCUUCUACAAAGGGGGUACUCGGAGCCGGUGUUCUUGGCUCAAAAGCAGUUGUGCUUGCUUGAUGUAAGACCGGAAAACGGCCGCUUUCUGAUCCCACAAAGAGAAAUCCAACAACAGUUCUUGACCGAGGAAGAGAAGACAACACUGAACAAUGGAGGUAUGAUUCCGAUAACGCUAAUGAAUUCGGAGUUCUCGGAGAAUAACUUGACUUUGAGGAAGUUGGCGGUGCACGACAUGUUCGUUGGCGGCGUGACCUCAUCGUACUUGUUGAUCAGGAAUGGCUGGAACCAAGUGGUUCUUCAGAAUGGGUUGCAGCCCAGCAACAUAGUGCGACUCUGGUCGUGCCGGACUCCUGGAAACGAUGUGUUUUUUGUUUUUGAUGUGGAGAGAGUGCAGCGGGAUGUUUCAUGUUUAUGUGCUCGAAUAAAUCAUGUAUUAAUUUAG